Lucilia cuprina (Australian sheep blowfly) is the source of this 1819-nucleotide messenger RNA. It is a transcript of the gene Pdss2, whose product is annotated as all trans-polyprenyl-diphosphate synthase PDSS2. The transcript has 4 exons. Bases 269 to 1651 code for a protein of 460 amino acids. NCBI's taxonomy places the organism in Eukaryota, Metazoa, Arthropoda, Insecta, Diptera, Calliphoridae. Gene Ontology annotation, biological process: ubiquinone biosynthetic process; isoprenoid biosynthetic process. Gene Ontology annotation, cellular component: transferase complex; mitochondrion. The record is from RefSeq and is a predicted model, not a curated record. Gene Ontology annotation, molecular function: prenyltransferase activity.
UUUAGUAGUUGAGAAGUAAACAAAUAGUUACAAAAUAGUAAAUUACAAAAACUAAUGUGUAUAAACUUGGCUUUCAAGUUGGUUUUAAGAGAAAUUAACUGGGUUAAAGAGUGAAAAAAGCUUAACCAAACAAUAAGUCGAGUUUCACUUUUCAAAGUGUUAGCAACGAACAUUUUAACAUAGCGCAUCAAUAGUUUAUUUUUAUAAAUUAAAAUAAAGUAUUAAAGUUAAUUAUUUUUUAUAAUUAUUAAAAAUACAAGUGAUCAAAAUGAACAGAGUUAGUUUCCUAACAAGAUUAACAAAUAAACAACAAUGGCGUUUAUUUUCCAGUCCUGUCUCAAUAACAAGAAAUGCAGGCGCAACUUUCACUUUACAACAACAAACUGCUCAAAAACUACAACAACAAAUAUUGAGAAGUGUAACCACAUCACCCUCCCAUACAGUGGGUAAUGAAAAAAUCGCUGCAAAGCCAACACCUCCAAAACACGACUGGAAUCGUGCAGUCAGUGAAGCUGAACGUAUAGUGGGCUAUCCCACCUCCUUCCUGAGCUUACGGUGGCUAUUGAGCGAUGAAAUAGCCAAUGUUGCCUUACAUUUGCGCAAGCUAGUGGGCAGCAGUCAUCCAUUAUUAAAGACAGCCAAACAUUUGCUUUAUAACGGCAAAAAUACUACACAAGCAUGGGGAUUGAUAGUUCUAUUGAUAUCCAAAGCUGCUGGACAUGCUCCCACAGUACCUGAUAUGGAACAAGAUAAAAGUGCUGGAGUACUACACUCGCAACGUGGUUUAGUAGAAGUCACAGAAAUGAUUCGAAUUGCUCAUUUAGUUCAUACUAGUUUGGUAAAUUUGCAACGUUCAUCACAAGCUGGACAGGAUGUAAAUACCUAUGAUGAUAUGACAUUUGGUAACAAAAUAGGUUUACUAAUUGGUGACUACCUUUUGGGUCACUCUAGUGCAGAAUUGGCCGGUCUACGUAAUCAAGAAGUUGUUGAGCUCAUUUCUUCAGCUGUUAGAGAUUUUUCUGAAUCCGAAUUUAUUGGUGAACGAGAUGAACAAAAUAAUCCCUUACCCUCGAAACCUGGCUCAAAUCCCGUACAAAGUAAUGGUACCGCCACAACUCCCGAUAUAGACUUUGAUGAAAAGGACGUUCUUAUACCCAUGAACAUAGCAAAGGUGAUGGGUAAUCCAGAAAAAGAAUGGGAAUGUCGUAAUAUUUUAAAUGCUGGAAGUCUUUUGGGGAAAUCUUGUCAAGCCUCCAUAAAGCUGGCCGGUCAAAGUGAAGAAAUGCAAAAGCAAGCCUAUCUCUUUGGCAAACAUUUGUCCUUGGCUUGGCAAGCCUGUUUAGAUGCGGAACCUUUCCAAAGCCCCACAUUACCUUUUGACACCACUUUUAGUUUGGUAAGUGCUCCCGUCCUCUUCCAUCUGGAAUAUGAUCCCAAAUUGUAUGAUGAAAUCGAAAAGGGUAAAGUGUCGGUAGAAAAUGUAGACUACGUUAAAAUACACAAAGCUAUAUUGGAAGGUCCCGGCUUAGAGAAAACCAAAGAGCUACAGCAGAAACAUACCACUGCAGCUUUGCGUGUUCUGCAAAGUUUUCCAGCUAAUGAUGCCAGAACUGCUUUGGAAAAUAUCAUAUUGGCCAUGCAAGACCUGUAACAAUAACUCGAAAAUAGCUGACGCAAGUAAUCCUAGGGUGGUGGCAAUAAUUUUACACACGCAACAAAUAAAGUAAAUAAGUAGUAUUUAAUUUAGUGACAUAAAAAUAUUUAUAAUUUAACUUUAUUUGAACACAACAAAGAAAAGUUUUUUUUAAUUUUUUUAUAU